This is a messenger RNA of Neoarius graeffei (lesser salmon catfish), 6010 nucleotides long. RefSeq names its product mastermind-like transcriptional coactivator 3 (gene maml3). The record is from RefSeq and is a predicted model, not a curated record. NCBI's taxonomy places the organism in Eukaryota, Metazoa, Chordata, Actinopteri, Siluriformes, Ariidae. The transcript has 7 exons. Gene Ontology annotation, biological process: positive regulation of transcription of Notch receptor target; Notch signaling pathway. Gene Ontology annotation, molecular function: transcription coactivator activity. Bases 697 to 4146 code for a protein of 1149 amino acids. Gene Ontology annotation, cellular component: nuclear speck; nucleoplasm.
CAUUGUGAUGGUGGCUGCAGCCGCCGCCGCCGAGAGCGAGCCACACAUUAGCGCGUCUGUAGGAUUUCCCUCAACACACACACACACACACACACGCGCGACUUUGUGAACUGCACACCUUUCUUUGUUCGCGCUCGGGAGGAGGGAAACAUUGUUUUUUGUUUUGUUUUGUUUUGUAACGCGCGAGCGCAGAGAAUGAACCGCACGCGGCGAAUGAAAUGAAAUGAAACGCAAAGUUGGGGAAACUCCUCCUCGGAGCGCCGCGGCUCGGACCGGGAAACUUUUCCUCUCGCGCAGAAGGACGGCGCGGUGAACCGGCGGACUGCUCGGAUGGAGCGCUGAGCGGCCAGAGCGCGGCGGACUGAGGGUCGCUCAAGAAAGAGCUGCCCGGUCGCUCUUUGCUCACUGCGGGGGAAAAACAAACAAACAAACAAACAAACAAACAAACAAACAAACGGAAAUAAAUUAAAAAACAGAUAAAGAAACAAAAUAACGGUGGAUGGUUGACACAGAAGAGUCCUGUGUUCCCAGAGGAGCGCUGCGUUAUCUGUCCUUUCCAGUCUCUGGUCACUCUAUCCAACCGGACCCGGGUUCGGAAAGCGGAGUCCGGGCUGGGUGGUGGUGGGGAAUUAAGCUUUAACAAAACUUCUAAAAAAAAAAAAAAAAAUCGCAGCAGAGGCAGCAGCAGCAGCACAGAUGAUGAUGGGGGAUUUCUCCGGUCCCGCUGCCUCUAACGGCGGCGGUGUGUGCAUCAACAGCACCGGGAACGUGAACCUAAACGCCGGUAGCAACACCACAAGUACUAAUAACUGUAAUAGCAAUAGCGGUGUCGGUCCCGGAGCCGGCGGUGCUGGUGUUGGAGCUGGAGUGCCAAAGCACAGCACGGUAGUGGAGCGGCUCCGGCAGAGGAUCGAGGGCUGCCGGCGGCACCAUAACGCCUGCGAGGCCCGCUAUCAGCAAGCGCACGCCGAACAGCUGGAGCUGGAGCGCCGGGAAACUGCGGCUCUUUAUCAGCGCACCCUGGAGCAAAGGGCCAAGAAGGGCAAACAACAACAACAACAACAACAACAACAGGGCAAGCAGCAAGAUCCGAGCGAGUCCUCGGAGCAGCGGAACAACACUCUGAUCGCGGCCUGCAACACAUUCCAAAAAAAGUUGGGACGAGGGCAAUUUAGGGCGAGUAAAGAGUCGGCUCAGCUGUACUUGGCUAACUGCUGUCUUCCUCUGUGCCUGCUUCAAGAGACAGUCAAAAGAAAACUGGACAGUGCUCAGUGCAGAUCUCCUUUAAAUGGUGACCAAAAUGGGAUCUGUGAUGGAAGCUACUCUCCCACUACAAAGAGGCUGCGUAAGGAGGGUAACAGUGGAUUGGACUCUCUGGGCACAUUGCCCAACAGUGUACCCCCAAUCUCUCCACUUCAUCAAAUGGACAUCAAGCCCACAUUACCUACAGGCAACAACACAACAUCUAAUAAUGCAAUGGGUAAUGGUAAUGCUGGUACAAAUCAUAUUACAGGGCGAGCAGAGGACUUGGGUAAGAAUGGUGGUAUGCCAGACAUUAAACUGAAUGGAUCUUUGGAGCUGGAUGAUGGUUUUAGCCUUCUAAAGGACAUGAAACAAGAGCCUCUGGAUGAUUCAACAGGGAUUGAAUCUUCUGACACCUCACUGUCCAAUCAGAACAAGUUGUUUUCUGACAUCAACUUGAAUGAUCAGGAGUGGCAGGAGUUGAUUGAUGAGCUGGCAAACACGGUUCCUGAAGAUGACAUGCAUGACCUCUUCAAUGAAGACUUUGAGGAGAAGAAGGAGGUUGGUGAUUUCAGCCGGCCCACAACAGAGCAAACACAGAAUCUGCAAGAGCCUGUACCUCCUCCAGUCGCCACAGCACCCAACAACCCACCACAGACACAAGGCGGGCAGAUGGGCUCUCCACAAGUUCGCCCAGCUUCUUCUGGACCACCGUUUGCCACUGCCGCCAAUGGCACACCACCCCAACAACCAUUGCAACAGUCUCCAGCAGUUGCUAUGGCAUCAGGGUCUCCUGCUAGCUGCAUUGCUCGUUCUCCACAAACCCCUACACAGGCCCAGACGCAGACCUCCAGACCUGGGAAUGGAUUUAUGAUGAAUCCCGGUCCUGGUGUGGGUCCCCCAGGGUCAACACCAGUAGCGACAGUAGGUCCUGGAGCAGGGACAGGAAGUGGACCAGUCCCAGUUCCUGUUCCACCAACCACUGAACUCUCACCGGCUGAACAGCUAAAGCAAAUGGCAGCACAACAACAACAACGUGCCAAGCUCAUUCAGCAGAAACAACAGUCGCAGGCGGCUAGCUGGUCCCCUGCAGGAGCGCCAACAAGCCCUUACGGUGGUCCCUUCAACCCUGACAAACCAAAUAGCCCCAUGAUGUACCCACAAGGCUUCAAUGCCCCCAGCUCGAUGGUGCCCAAACCUGGCAUGAACAACUACCUCCCACAAAACCAUAUAAACAUGAUGAACCAGCAACAGCAGCAGCAACAAUCUGCCAACAUGGCAGCGCAGAAUGCCUUGAACAAGCAGCUGUCUUACAACAACACCAAACCAUUGAGUCAUUUCAGCGGUGUCGACCACAUAAGUCAGCGAAUGACCCCACCAAUGGCCAAUCAGGUCAAAAAUCCCAUGAUGCCCUAUAUGCAGGGGACAGGGGGACAGGGUGGGGGGCCACCCCCUUCUCAAGGCCCCAUGCCUGGGCAGACAGCGCAUCUGACUGAAGAGCAGAAGAGGAUGAUGAUGAUGAAGCAGAAGGCGCUUGGCCAGGGUUUGCCAUUCAGUGCGAUGCAGCAACAUGCACAGGAGCAGGGCAUGGUUGGGAUACCGCGCCAGGCCGGAGGGGUCCAAGCCCCUCACGGAGGCCCAGGAGGUGUGCCCUCGGCUGGGCCGAAUGGGGCAGGGCCAGGUGGUUACCUGGGUAACCAGCAGCAGCAGCAACAAGCAGCCAUGAUGAAGCAGAUGAUGGCUAUGGAGCAGGAGAAGAGAGUUCAGCUUCACCUAAUGGAGCAGCAGAAAGUUCAGCUCCUGCGGGAACAAAGGCAACAGCAACACCACCACCUACUGGCAGAGCAGUUACAGCAGCAACAGCAGCAGCAGCAUCUCCCGAGGCAGAUAAGUCAAGCACAGAGAAACCCAUAUCCUCUCCAACAGUUUCAGGGCACACAGCAAGAGAUGGCGGCAAGGAACCAGGCGCUUCAGAGCAUGAGGAACGCUCGUCUCCUACAGCAGCAGCAACAGCAGCAGAACCAAGGCAUGCUACAGAUGGCACCAGUUCAGAACCCUGGUCCCAUGCCCACUCAGGGCGAGAUGGGCAUGGCCUAUGGAAGCCAGGCAGGCACGCAGGCAGCCAUGUACCAGGGCAUGAACUCAGGAAUGGGUCAGAUGCUCCAGCCACAGCAUCACCCCAACCAGGCUGGCAUGGCCAUGGCACAGAGACCUGCAGGCACGGGCGGCCAGGGAAUGGUGGGAGGCGGAGCUGGAAGUGGAUAUGGGCAGGGCAUGAUGAUGAACCCUGCCCUCUCUCAACAGCAGAUGAAGCCGGCUGGCCAGCCAAUGGCCAAAGCCCAGGCUCAGAGACUGCAAAGCAUGAUGGGAGGCGGAGGUCAGGGAUGGCCCCAGCAGCAGCAGCAGAAUAUGCAGGCCAUGAGUGGGAGGACUACAAACGACAUGGUGGCGUUUAACAGUAACCCUGUAUAUGCCAUGCAAGGUGGGCAGCCAUCAAGGAUGCCCAAGCAGCAUUUUAGCCAAGGGAUGGGCGGUCAGGGCAUGGUGGACCCACGGGCCAUCAACCCAGCAAGCAUGGGCGGACCCAUGAUGCCUCACAUGGCAGGCCAACCAAGGACCAAUCAGCCACGGGGAAUGGCAAUGUCAGGUAUGGGUCAGGCCGUGCCCAACAUGGCUGCUUUCGGACAGGGCUCCACACAGGCCAUGGCAGGGGCAGGACCAGGUGGAGGGGCCUAUAUGCCAAGCGGGCAGACACAAGGCUAUCAACGGACAUCAAGUCAAGACUUGGCUUACGGUUAUGCUGGCCAAUCAGGGACCGGGAGUGGGGUCUCGUUCGGCCUGUCGGACAGUGCAGAGCUGGACUCAACGGACGGCUGGAUGGAGGAAUUUUUCCCCAGCCAAUAGCCAAUGUGGAAAAUGUUUGGGGGUGGGGGACCUUUGAGAUGGGCCAGAAAAGUUUUUUUUUUCUUUUCUCAAAAAGAAAAAUGAAAAUCAUUUCUAUAGACGGAGUGUUUGUUUUUGUUUUUUUUAUGUUUAUUCUUUCCAUUUAAUAUGAUGGGAAGAUUAUUACAUGUUGUGUAUUGUAUGUGUGAUGUCACUAUAUUUAAACCAACAAUCUCUAAGAUCUGAUUCUAGCUAGAAGCCAAGUCUCUUUCCGUCCUGUGCCCUUCAUCAUCUUUUCUUCAUCAUCUUUUUCAGACUUUUCUAGGGACGACACAGUGUAAAACCUAAAUUAAUUGUGAAAUAGAAAGAUUUUUGCCCAGUGUUUAGACCAGCUGUUGGUUUUUUGCUCUCAACCCUGUCUGUUUAGUCAAUAAUGAAUUCUGAAGUGUGUGUGUGUGUGAGAGAGAGAGAGAUUAUUUAAAAAAAAACAUAAAACAAAAAAAUGCAACAGCACCGUCACCUCACCACCAGUUCCCUUUGCUCUGAUAGUGAUUCACAGAGCCAGCAGUUCCACUUCCACCUCGUUCUUUCUGCAAACAUCAGAGCAAAACACCUCACAGUCUUUACUCUCAGCACAUGCAGCACCAGUGUUUGUGUGCUUUAACUAAUCGAAGAGACUUGGCAGCUACAAAUUUGUCUCUCCACCUAAAAUCUGAAGGCCGGAGGACAUUAUGUUUUCUCGUAAGUCAUAUGGCAGCUAGGAACACAAGCAUGGCGUCGUCUCCCACAUGGGCCAGAAACACACAGUCCUCUCAAGCAACGUGCAGCCAAACACACAUUUUAGAUCCAACCUUCGAAUGUAACACCUUCCACAAGUGACUUUAGAUACAAAGGCUUUCCCAUACAGUCAGGUCCAUAAGUAUUUGAACAGUGGCGCAAUAUGCACAAUUAUGCCUCUGUACACCGCCACAGUGAAUUUAAAAUGAAAUGAUCAAGAUGUGAUUGAAGUGUAGACUUUCAGUUUUAAUUCAAGGCCUUUAAUAAUAAUAAUAAUAAUAAUAAUAAUAAUAAUAAUAAUAUUGCAUUUAGGAUUUACAGCUGUUUUUACAUAGUCCCUCUAUUUUCACAGGGUCAAAAGUAAUUGGGCAAUUGACUGAUAAGCAGUUUCAUGGCCUGGUUCCUGAUUAUUUCAUGACAAAUUAACAAUUAACAGUUGACAAGGUCGGGAGUUGAUUCCAAGUGUUGGGCAGCUGUUCAUGGGAACUCUCAACAUGCGGUCUAAAGAUGUGUCGAUGCAGUAGACGGAGGCCAUAAUUGGGCCUGUCUUAUACUUCUGCAUAGAAUUUAUGCCAUAAGUAUGGUGUAUCCACAUAACCAGUGUCAUAGGCUACACCAUAGCCUGACACACACCUCCCCAGAAAUGGCGCUACAUGUCAUGGCGAUGCAGAUCACAACCACUGUGAUUGGUCUGCUUGGUAGCAUUGCAGUUCUUCCUACACGUUUCUGGCUGCUGCUUCUUCUCCGCCAUUUUGAAAGUGAGUUGAACAAACAUGGAACAAUUGAAGAGACAUUCUGUAAAUUGGACAUUUAAAAACACUCUGUAAAAUCAGCAUUUCAACAGAUUCACUGAACAGUGAAGAUAAAUGAACAAGCGAGUUUUUCCUUCACAUACAGUGAAAUGAUCAUCUCAUCUCAUCUCAUUAUCUCUAGCCGCUUUAUCCUGUUCUACAGGGUCGCAGGCAAGCUGGAGCCUAUCCCAGCUGACUACGGGCAAAAGGCGGGGUACAUCCCGGACAAGUCGCCAGGUCAUCACAGGGCUGACACAUAGACACAGACAACCAUUCACACUCACAUUCACACCUACGCUCAAUUUAGAGUCACCAGU